Ramularia collo-cygni is the source of this 486-nucleotide messenger RNA. Its product is annotated as 40S ribosomal protein S11. The coding region runs from base 1 to 486 and encodes 161 amino acids. The record is from RefSeq and is a predicted model, not a curated record. Gene Ontology annotation, cellular component: cytosolic small ribosomal subunit; ribosome. Gene Ontology annotation, molecular function: structural constituent of ribosome. Lineage: Eukaryota; Fungi; Ascomycota; Dothideomycetes; Mycosphaerellales; Mycosphaerellaceae. Gene Ontology annotation, biological process: translation. The transcript has 3 exons.
AUGGCCACCGAAUUAGCUGUCCAGAGCGAGCGCGCUUUCCAGAAGCAGCCGCACAUCUUCACCAACAACAAGAAGACCACCGGAAAGAACAAGGUCGGCAAGGGCGGCCGGAGAUGGUACAAGGACGUCGGUCUGGGCUUCAGGACGCCCAAGACCGCCAUUGAGGGCUCGUACAUCGACAAGAAGUGCCCCUUCACUGGACUCGUCUCCAUCCGUGGCCGUAUCCUCACUGGUACCGUUGUGUCCACCAAGAUGCACCGUACCCUGGUCAUCCGCCGCGAGUACCUCCACUUCAUCCCCAAGUACUCCCGUUACGAGAAGCGUCACAAGAACCUCUCCGCACACGUCUCCCCAGCAUUCCGUGUUGAGGACGGCGACCAGGUCACCGUUGGCCAGUGCCGGCCUUUGAGCAAGACUGUCCGCUUCAACGUUCUGCGCGUGCUGCCAAGAACUGGCAAGCAGGUCAAGCAGUUCAACAAGUUUUAA